AUGUGUUUCGGGGCUCGAAAACAGGAUGACGGCAGCGCUGCCCGCUCGCGGGACCUCGAUCGUCUGAUUCGCCAGGAUGAGAAGAAACUGUCAAAGGAGGUCAAGCUCUUGUUGCUGGGUGCCGGAGAGUCUGGAAAGUCUACCGUGCUGAAGCAGAUGAAAUUGAUCUACGCCCAAGGCUUCAGCAAAAACGAGAAGCUCGAAUGGAAGCCCGUCGUCUUUAACAACAUUGUCCAAUCCUUCCGCUUAAUUCAAGAUGCCAUGACCGAGAUGGGAAUCGAGUUUAGCAACCCCGAAAACGAGAAGCACAUGGCGCAUAUACUGGUGGAACACGAGAUCAACGCCCAGGAUCCCCUCCCGCGCGAUUACCUUCAACCUAUAAAGGAGCUUUGGUUCGAUGGUGGCGUUAAGCAAGCCAUUGCCAAGGGCAAUGAGUUUGCUCUCCACGAUAAUUUGGCAUACUUUUGCGACGAUUUGGAUCGUAUCUGGGAUCAGAGUUACGUGCCGACAGACCAAGAUUUGUUGCGCUCGAGAUUGCGAACGACGGGAAUCACCGAAACGGUCUUCGACCUGGGCCAGCUGACAUACCGCAUGUUCGACGUCGGCGGUCAGCGUUCGGAACGAAAGAAGUGGAUUCACUGCUUUGAAAACGUCAACUGCCUGCUUUUCCUUGUCGCCAUCAGCGGUUACGACCAAUGCUUAGUUGAGGACAAAGAUGGCAACCAAAUGAACGAAGCACUCAUGUUGUGGGAGUCCAUUGCGAACUCGCACUGGUUUACCAAGUCUGCGCUUAUCCUCUUCCUCAACAAAAUGGAUCUGUUCAAGGAAAAAUUACCUAACAACCCCAUCACAUCACACGGCUUCACAGACUACCACGGUCCCGCCGAAGACUGGAAGUCUGCCAGCAAAUAUUUCUUGGACAAGUUCCGCGCCCUAAACAGAAACACGGAGAAGGAAAUCUACGGACACUUCACCAACGCGACAGACACGAACCUGCUCAAAAUCACCAUGGGCUCGGUCCAGGACAUGAUCAUCCAGCGCAACCUGAAACAACUGAUACUAUAA
This is a messenger RNA of Colletotrichum higginsianum IMI 349063, 1065 nucleotides long. RefSeq names its product Guanine nucleotide-binding protein alpha-2 subunit. Bases 1 to 1065 code for a protein of 354 amino acids. The record is from RefSeq and is a predicted model, not a curated record. Lineage: Eukaryota; Fungi; Ascomycota; Sordariomycetes; Glomerellales; Glomerellaceae. Gene Ontology annotation, cellular component: heterotrimeric G-protein complex. Gene Ontology annotation, biological process: G protein-coupled receptor signaling pathway. Gene Ontology annotation, molecular function: GTPase activity; G protein-coupled receptor binding; G-protein beta/gamma-subunit complex binding. The transcript is spliced from 5 exons.